Messenger RNA from Aspergillus pseudotamarii, 816 nucleotides. Its product is annotated as SDR family NAD(P)-dependent oxidoreductase. The transcript has a single exon. Gene Ontology annotation, molecular function: oxidoreductase activity, acting on the CH-OH group of donors, NAD or NADP as acceptor. Lineage: Eukaryota; Fungi; Ascomycota; Eurotiomycetes; Eurotiales; Aspergillaceae. The record is from RefSeq and is a predicted model, not a curated record. Bases 1 to 816 code for a protein of 271 amino acids.
AUGGACGUCCCCGGCAUAGCCCUAAUAACAGGCGCAGCAUCCGGCAUCGGCCGCGCCUGCGCCCACACAUUCGCGCGCGACGGUGCAAGCGGCAUCGCCCUCCUCGACCUCGACAAAUCAGCCCUAGAAACCGUGCAAGCCGAAAUAAACUCUCAGCUCAGCCCUGAUAAAACACCCCGCUGCCGUGUAGAGAUCUACCCGGUCAACGUCACCGAUGAAAACCGGGUAAACGAAGUGAUCCAAAGCGCAGCGGAAACCUUCGGCCGACUAGACUACGUGGUCAACGCAGCCGGAAUAGCAAUGAAACAUCAAGGUGGCGCGGCCUUCGUCGAAACAUCCGACUGGCAACGCAUCCUCGACAUCAAUCUUACGGGAACGUUCUUCGUUCUGCGGGCGGCGGCUCGGAUCAUGUUGGCCCAGGAACCGAUCCGGUCGAGUAUUGAUGGACGGCCGUUGCAGAGGGGGUCGAUUGUGAAUUUCUCGAGCAUUCAGGGCGUCGCGGGGAUCCCGUUGUCGACUGCUUAUACGGCGACGAAGCAUGCUGUUAUUGGGUUGACGCGGACCGCGUCGGAGGACUAUGCUAAGGAUGGGUUGAGGGUUAAUGCCAUUUGUCCCGGGUAUACGGAGACGCCGAUGACGACAAAGUCGCCGUUGGUUUUGCAGGCCAUGCAAGAGAGGGUGGCGACUGCUGUGCCGAUGCAGCGGAUGGGGGAACCAAGGGAAAUUGCUGAUGGGGUGGUUUAUCUUUCUGGAGGGAGGAGCUCGUUUGUUACUGGGACUGCGCUUUUUGUGGAUGGCGGGUAUACGCAGCGUUAG